Myxozyma melibiosi is the source of this 1599-nucleotide messenger RNA. RefSeq lists its product as uncharacterized. NCBI's taxonomy places the organism in Eukaryota, Fungi, Ascomycota, Lipomycetes, Lipomycetales, Lipomycetaceae. The coding region runs from base 1 to 1599 and encodes 532 amino acids. The record is from RefSeq and is a predicted model, not a curated record. The transcript has 3 exons.
AUGAGUAACAGCGCGACCACAACAAGUCAAACCAAUUUAAACUCUCCAAAUAUCAGAGAACGGAGAUUUUCCCAUCAUUUUACAAGUGCGCGCAGAGCUCUGAUUAUCAGCGAUGUGACGCCAGUAUGUACACCCCAGCACUCGCAACAUUAUGUACACCCCAACACUCGCAACAUUGUUAUUGUGGCAGAACUUCUAGUCGACGAACUUGUCAAGCAAGUCCGCAGCGGCAAAAGCACGAGAGGUCGCGUCAAGAAUGAUACCCUGGUCGCAGUGCACGCCGCGUUGGCGCCGCUCUUUACGAGAAAGUACUCGACCGCGCUUUCUCUGAAGCAGGUGAAGGCGAGAUACACCGCGAUGAGAAAUCACUAUAACUAUAUCUUGAUUGUCAAAAGCUCGACCGAGUUCGAGUGGGACGAAAGGCACGGCAGAGCAAUGGCGGAUCCGGAGCCGUGGGACGUGCUGGUUAAAACGAGGCCGCAUCUGGCGCCGUGUAUAAAGAAAAGAUUUCUGUUUGAGAAAGAGUUUGCUGAACUUACUGGAAAAAUACCAAGCAAAGAGAAGUCUUCGAUAAGGAGAUUAAUUGCCACAGGUUCCGCUGCGAGCAAAGCUCUGCUUGAAAACAAAGAGAGGGGGAGGUAUGUCGCGAACGGGGAUAUAGCCCGUCUGAUGGAACUAGAAGACGCCGCCUUGGCCCGAGUGAGGGGGCAAGGGAGAAGAGCGCAAAAAGAAGCACGGAAAGAAGCCAGAGAACAAGCAGCGAGAGAAGUGAGAGAAAGAGAAGCCAGACAGAUAGAGCUUGCUAGGACUUUAGCUCGAAUCGAAGCAGCGUCGCCUGAACCGUCGACAUCGGACGACUCCGACUCCGACUCCGAGCCUGGCUCACCCGCAUCUGCGCGGGAUAAAUCGCCGUCCAUCAGCCCAUCCCAACCGGAUCCAAAGAACCCGAUCAUGUAUCUAGACGAUUUCGAUAGCCCGCCAAGCUCGGACCUGGAGCGGUUUGGAAUUUGGAGGAGUUCGGAUCAAGAUACUGCAGAUACCAGUUUGGAUGAUGUGGGAGUGGAUGAUAAUACUGCAGAUACCAGUUUGAAUGAUGUGGAAGUGGAUGAUGUGGAAGUGGAUGAUGUGGAAGCAGAUGAUGUGGAAGUGGAUGAUGCGGAACUCCAGUCGAGCCCUCUACGGAAUACUUCAGAGCGUCUACCGCGUACGGCUGCGGAAUGGGAGCGAGCAUUGCGCUCUCCAUCAGACACAGAACAAGACAGUAUGUGGAAGGUUCUCACAAUUCUAACCAAGCUGUUGGCGAGAUCAGAGGAGUUCACAUCGGCAUGGAUGAAGGAAGAAAGAGAAGCACGGCUGGAGUUUGAGGACGAUAUGAAAGACGGGAGUCUCGGAAAGUGGGACAAAGAAGAAUUCAAGAAGGCUUCUGAAUCAUUGAGAAAGCAUGGUUACAAGGGUCGCAAGUUUGCCCGUCUUGUACUGGCUUUUACGACGCACCCGAAUUUGCAAACGGCGUAUUUGGCGCUUGAUGAUGUUGCUGCUAAGGAGCUUGCGGAGACAACUCUUGAUAGUAUUGACGAUGGAUCACUUACUUUUCGUUAA